UUGGGUCAAAAUAACAAACACGUCGUCUGCAAGCAGACUCUGUUCAGAAAGGCCAUGGAAAUCCAAGAAAACCAGCAAGCAGUAGACAUUUCUAAGCCUCCGUAUCUACAUCUGAUUUCCGCGUUUCUUGCAAUGGAACCCCCUGGCGUCCUAAUCUCCUUGGCAAGGAAGUGUGGUGGUGGUUUGAUUGGGGAAAGAAUACAGGGCUUCAUUUGGAACAAUUAUAUUAACACUACAGUAGGGGAUGGUGGUUGCCAGCAGGGGCCUUACUUGAAAAGGGUUUUAAAGAAGCUAAUUGGCGAAAUUGAGUCAGAUGGAGGUGUUGUGUUGGAUGAAUUAUAUGAGCAUUAUGCUUUUAUCAUGACUUCUUUAAAGGGUGACAACUUUUCAGGAGGGAACUCAAGGGUUUUGAAAAGAAUUUCAUUUCUUUUUCCUGAUGAAUGCUGUGAACUUUCAAGUUGUCCGAAAUCUAAGAAGUUGGAAGUGUCACUUCAUUGUUCAGUGAACAUGCUUGAAGGAGAUACAGGGUGUUCAAUCUGGCCCUCAAGUCUUUUCCUCUCAGAGUUUAUACUUUCUUUCCCAAACAUAUUUUCCAAUAGAUCUUGUUUUGAGGUUGGUUCAGGUGUAGGUUUGGUUGGUAUAUGUUUGGCCCACGUGAAAGCUUCUGCUGUGGUUUUGAGUGAUGGCGACCUGUCCACUUUAUCCAAUAUGAGGCUUAAUUUGGAGUCAAAUCUGCUCAGCACAAGAAUUGAUGUACCAGAAUGCAAAAAAGAUGCAAGUACAGUGCAGUGUUUUCAUUUACCAUGGGAAUCUGCAACAGAAAUUGAGCUGCAAAACUUUGCACCAGACAUAAUUGUGGGUGCAGAUGUCAUUUAUGACCCAUUAUACCUUCCCCAUCUUGUUCGAGUCCUGACUGUUCUUCUGAAACGUGGAACAUCAUUCCCUAAUCAUGGAAGUGUUCGCUGUGAGGGAUGUCAACCGGAUUCUGAAUGUAUCAGAAGUGAAGUUCAACAUGCGGAUUUUGAGUUUGAUAGCAGCAAAGGAAAAGCCGAGAGUUGCAGUGCUCCAUGUGUUGAGGAAAAAGAUGAUGCGUUGGAGAGACGCCCUGUAGCAUAUAUUGCGUCUGUGAUUCGUAACAUUGAGACAUUCAAUUACUUUCUUGAGCUAAUGAAGGAGGUAAACCUUACUGUCGCCGACAUUACUGAGAAUUCGAAGCCAUUUGAUUUGCUUCCCUAUGCAAAAUCAUAUCAGCGAUCCACCAUACGGAUUUUUAGCAUUUCAUACAAUUAACUAGUGCCAAGUGCCAAGUUUUUGUUCUCCAUGCAGAGAUACCCUCUCUGGUGCCAGAUUGGUGUAUCAAUUUUGUAUCAGACGUUGCAGAUAGUAAUCUAGUAAUUAUUUGGGUAAAUUACUAGUAACCCACUGUGAUUUUGCAUAUUAUCACAACCUUUUAAGAUAUUUUCAUAUCUUCCCUGUGAUUUGAUAUGAAGUCUAAAGUGAAUGUAAAGUACUUCCGUUCAAUUGACCUCCAAAAACGUGUGUGAUAAAACACUAUAAAAUCUAUUCCAACUUCCCUGUGGUUUUGCAUA
Coffea eugenioides is the source of this 1589-nucleotide messenger RNA. Its product is annotated as protein-lysine N-methyltransferase EEF2KMT. The transcript is spliced from 10 exons. The record is from RefSeq and is a predicted model, not a curated record. NCBI's taxonomy places the organism in Eukaryota, Viridiplantae, Streptophyta, Magnoliopsida, Gentianales, Rubiaceae. Bases 55 to 1290 code for a protein of 411 amino acids.